This is a messenger RNA of Columba livia (rock pigeon), 4018 nucleotides long. It is a transcript of the gene NTNG2, whose product is annotated as netrin G2. The transcript has 13 exons. Gene Ontology annotation, biological process: animal organ morphogenesis; tissue development; substrate adhesion-dependent cell spreading. The record is from RefSeq and is a predicted model, not a curated record. NCBI's taxonomy places the organism in Eukaryota, Metazoa, Chordata, Aves, Columbiformes, Columbidae. Gene Ontology annotation, cellular component: basement membrane. Bases 1074 to 3050 code for a protein of 658 amino acids.
UCUUCGAGCAAACAUGAUCUCAUGAUUUAUUUUUCUAUUUUUUCUAAGCUCUUAAAGGAAAGAAAAAAGCCACCAAGGAGUGGCACAGCCGGCCUGCCGUUAUCUAACCGGCGGCAGCGGGACGGGCGCGGAUGAUGCUGCAGCCGCCGCACCGGGAGCGGCGGGACCCGCGGAGCCAGCGGGGCUGAGGGCUCCCGGCUCGCAGCCUCCUCUUCCUCGGGUGCCGCCUGCUAAUGAACUGACCAUGAAAGAGAGAGGGGACCUCAGGCAGCAGCGUGGUCUGCAGCUGAAAGCUUGGGGAAUUUGAUGCUCGGUUGCCAAAAGGCAGAGUCAGACAGAAAUCCUGGCCAAGACGCAGAGGGAGAAGCAGCAAGGCCAGCGCCGCUCCUGUCACCCCGCUGCCCGUCCCACUGGGGCCGCUGCGGAUGCUGCCACCCAACACGUUCACGUGGACGCCACCAUCCCUUGGGACAAAGGAAUUCUAGCUCCAAAGAGUCCCUCUUGUCACAGUUGUACUGAUGAGCAGAUGCUGUAUUUAUUUUAUGUAUUAACAGUCAAAAGCCCAAUAAUUAUUUAAGGCAGACCACAGUUCAAGGCACUUUGCACAGCGACGCAGUUGCGGCAGACAAGGAGGUUGAGGAAAACCUGAUCCAGCACCAUCUCACGGCCUCUCCAAUUUACUCCUAUCAAAUUUCAUCAGCAACUCAGAACUUGAUCUUUCUAUUGAUUGACUGGAGUCACCUCUAGAUAUUUUCAUGCUGAUUUGGAAGCCCUUUUGUACAAUAAAAGGAGGGAAAAAUGAGGUUAAGGAAGACUUUUGACCACUGAUCAAGCAACUCUGGCCAAAAUUUUUCCACACCAAGUGAUUUGCAAAGUUGGCUUCUGUGCAGAGAGAAACUUUCCACGUCCAAAUACAGCGUGCGGAGCGGGAUCAUCCCUGUUAUCGACUGGAUCAUUUUUAGAUGAGGAGCUUCCAUGCUGAUCCCGAGAGCAACCCCUAGCCCAGUCGCUGCCUUCCUCGGGACUCUCGGCACUGCCCUCGCCCAGGGACCCCGCGCUUGGCCGCAGCUGCCAUGCUCCACCUGGCCGCUCUCCUCUUGCACUGUCUUCCCUUGGCCAUGGGACAAUAUGACAUUUGCAAGUCCUGGGUGACCACGGACGAUGGCCCGUCCUGGGAGUUUUAUGCCUGUCAACCCAAGGCCAUGCGGAUGAAGGAUUACGUGACUGUCCGGGUGGAUCCGGCAGGAAUCACUUGUGGGGACCCACCAGAGAGGUUCUGCACCCAUGAGAACCCGUACCUGUGCAGCGACGAGUGCGACGCCUCCAACCCCGACCUGGCACAUCCACCGAAACUCAUGUUCGACAGCGAGGACGAAGGGCUGGCCACGUACUGGCAGAGCGUGACAUGGCGCCGGUACCCGGAGCCGCUGUUGGCCAACAUCACACUGUCCUGGAACAAGAGCAUUGAGCUGACAGAUGACAUCGUGAUAACCUUUGAGUAUGGCCGACCCACCAUCAUGAUGCUAGAGAAGUCGCUGGACAACGGAAGGACUUGGCACCCGUACCAGUAUUACGCAGAUGACUGCAUGGAGGCCUUCAGCAUGCCAGCACGGAGGGUCCGCGACCUCUCCACCACCAGUGCCAACAGGGUCCUCUGCACGGAGGAGUAUUCCCGCUGGGCGGGCUCCAAAAAAGAGAAGACCGUCCGGUUCGAGGUGAGGGACCGCUUUGCCAUCUUCGCUGGGCCUGACCUCAAGAACAUGGACAACUUGUACACCCGGCUGGAAAGCGCCAAAGGGCUCAAGGACUUCUUCACCGUCACCGACCUGCGGAUGAGGCUGCUGAGACCAGCCCUGGGGGGCACCUACGUGCAGAGGGAGAACUUGUACAAGUACUUCUAUGCUGUCUCCAACAUUGAAGUCACCGGCAGGUGUAAAUGCAACCUCCAUGCUAACCUGUGCACCUUCAAGGAGGGCAGCCUGCAGUGCGAGUGCGAGCACAACACCACGGGGCAGGACUGCGGCAAGUGCAAGAAGAACUUUCGCUCCAGGUCUUGGCGAGCAGGGUCCUAUCUGCCUCUCCCCAACGGGUCCCCCAACGCCUGUGCAGCUCCAGGCUCAGCCUAUGGCACGUACGAGCGACCGCAGCGGGUUCCCACCGCCAAAACCACCACUGCAAAAACGACCACCACACCAGCACCCACCACCACAACAAGCACCACCAGCACCCCACUACCUGCCACCACCACCACCACCCAGCCAGCAAGCACCAUCAGACCAGCCUCUGAGCCUGUGAGAGAGACACAGAAAAAAACAGCUGUUGAGCGCCCACCAAACACAGCGGCACUUGGACCUAAACCGAAGCCACCAGACACUCCUGAGAACAUUCGAGCGGCUCCGAAGAGCAAAGCAGGGCGCACAGCAGGCAAGAGGCACGGGAAGAAGCCAGCAUCCUCAAAGAGCUCAAAACUCAUCCGGCUCAAACCAGACUCUGGCCCAGUGGCUCCUAUUGAAACAUAUAAAGACUGCGAGUGCUAUGGCCACUCCAACCGCUGCAGCUACAUCGACUUCUUGAAUGUGGUGACCUGUGUGAGCUGCAAGCACAACACGAGGGGCCAGCACUGCCAGCACUGCCGCCUGGGCUUCUACCGCAACAGCUCGGCGGAGCUGGAUGACGAGAAUGUAUGCAUAGAAUGUAACUGCAACCAGAUCGGCUCCAUGCACGACCGCUGCAACGAGACCGGCUACUGUGAAUGCAAAGAAGGAGCCACGGGGCCCAAGUGUGACGACUGUUUGCCCAACUACUACUGGAGACAGGGCUGCUUCCCCAACGUCUGCGAUGACGAGCUCCUGCUCUGCCAGAACGGCGGCACCUGCUACCAGAACCAGCGCUGCAUCUGCCCUGUGGGCUUCAAGGGGGUCCUGUGCCAGCAAUCCAGGUGUGAAGCCGACAAAAAGGACUGCGAUGGUGCCCCCAGCGCCCACGGCAGCCUCAGCACCGUCCUGCUCGGGGUGCUCGCCCUCCAUCUGCGCGGCUGGGUGGAUCUCUGAGGGAGCCCAGCCCAGGCACGUCACCCGAGGGACCUGGGGAGACAAAGGUAACGGGUGGCUCUGCUCCCCCCGCCGUCUCCUCCACCUUCCUUCACGCUAGGACUUGCACAGCACCUUUCGGUCCACGUUCCGAGCAGAGAGGUAUUGCAGAAAAACCAGGGGCUGACUCUUGCCCACGAACCCAUCCCGGCAGCACCGGGGUGGCCACAGCGCGGAGCCGGCGGCCGAGCACCAGCGUGGGGACUGCACCAGACCACGGUCCCGCAGCCCGGCGGGGACACAGGGCUCGUCCUUCCCUCCGCACAGCGACUUUCCUUCCCUGCUCUGCACAGGGCGACCUGGGGCCGCCGGGGCCCUGGUGAAAUAGUGCCGCUAUCCAAGGGAUAUUUUUUUUAUUAUUACUUUAUUUACUUUGGUAUAGGCUGGGGUGUUCUUUUUAUUUUUCCCUCUUCUUAGCAUCCUGUUCUGAAAGAGCCUGUCAUGAUAACUCCAGAGCCCUGAGACACAACAGGCAGGGGAAGGGGAGGGGGGAAAUGGGGAUUCUGGUCCAUCCUUGCUGCAUAGUCCCAUGUCCCACCAUCGGCCUGGCCUGGCCACGCACAUACAGUUGCCUACAACUCCAGUUGCUCCAUUGAUUUUUGUAUUUUCAUUGCUGGGUCUUGUUUUCUUGCUGUUAUGGACAAGGCAGGGCCAUUAGGCAUUUGGUACGUGAGGAGUGCAGUGUCUUAUCCACACGUGUCCGUAUAGUGUACGGUUCAAAUACUUUUUUUUUUUUUGGUAGAGACUUAUUUUUGUUUGGAUUAAAAGUUAUAAAAGAUCCACAACUUAAAGGGACGUUUUGCCAUGAGCAUUUGGUUCUGGUGUAUCCUCCUCCAGUAAAGCAACUAUUAAUGGCUGCUUGAUCGCCACAUUUUCCUUUUCGUGUGCACAGUUAAUUACAGGUAAAGACUUAUUUUUUUGAUUCAUAA